Molecule: messenger RNA, 3530 nt
Organism: Haplochromis burtoni (Burton's mouthbrooder)
Lineage: Eukaryota; Metazoa; Chordata; Actinopteri; Cichliformes; Cichlidae
Exons: 10
Coding region: 502-2511 (669 amino acids)
Biological process (GO): regulation of apoptotic process
Source: RefSeq, a predicted model, not a curated record
GCUGCCCGGCACAUGCUUUGAGGACCUUCCCAGGUACUCCAUCUGGGCCUGCAGACUUCCUGGGGUUCGCUGCACAGAGUACACGCCUCACAUCCUGUCUCUCAAGAGUGAGUGGGGAAUUGCUAGAGGCUGGUGUGGGUUGUGGUGGUCUCUGACUUUUACUUCAGGUUCUGCUCGAGGCCUCUUCCUGCUGACGGGGAGUUUUGGCCUGGUUUUUACUGACUGACCUCCACUCUGUGGUUUUAAAGUGAGCAUCUGCAGAGGAAACCAUCACUGCCACAGCUGUAGGUCAGACUUCCUGUUUUUGUGAUGAGCAUUAAUGAUGAAAACCAAGACUCGUCAUCACUCAGACUGGCUGCAAUCUUGUUUCUCAGAGUUCAAACCCAUCACGCUGCAGUGAGUUUGUUUUUUAAAAGCUCCUGUAAGAAAGUUUCACCUGAAGAGCUGCUCUCAGGAGGUCUCUUGGCCUGUCAGUCAAAGCUGAGGGCACUCAAGUAACUCAUGGGUGACAUGCUGGAGGCAGUUCAGGUUUGGGACUCACCCCAUACCCCAAUGGAGGACGGUAAGGAGGAUGUACUGCUGCGGGAGCUUUCAAAGCUACCAAUUGUGGAGCUCUGGAGGAUCCAGUGGGGUCUCAGUCAGUCAAACCUGCUGCAGGACUUCCCCCCCAUCCCUCCACGCUGGCUGCGGUCUGCUGACGCCUGCAGCACCGCCAAAACAAUGAUGAGGUGUUACCAGGAGGACAGAGCGCCAGCAGUGUUGGCCGCAGUCCAGUCUCUAAUCGGCGGAAAUCAUCAGGUUCGCCCUGUACGUUUCACCAUGAUCCCCCUGAGACCUGAAUCAGAUCUAAAACCUGUCCAAGGCUUUGUGAAGACUCAGCGGCGGAAGCUUAUCAGCAGGAUCCAGAGACCCAGCCCCAUCCUGGAAGCCCUGCAAUGCUGCAGGAUCCUAAACGCCUCAGAAAGGGAGGCCAUUGCCAUCUACGGAGCUUGCAAGGACAGGAACCGGGUUCUAGUAGACCUGGUCCUCAGGAAGGGGGAGGAAGCUCAGCAAGUGUUCUACCACGCCCUUGGUCAAUCAGAACCCUUUUUACUGCAGGAGCUGAAAGAGGAUCACAUCAGGGACAAGAAUGCCUCAGACUCAGUUGUCAUCAUGGAGAUGUUGGAGUUUCUGGUCUCAGAUGAACUCAAGUGUUUCCAGUGGUUGGUCAACAAAUACAUGACUGCAGAAAGUCACUCUCCCAUUGGUGGAGAGCAGUUGGAACAUGCAGACAGACGGACGACGUGGAGACUUCUAGAAAAACUCUUUGGAUCCAAUCGGGCAGAACGUGUCGCCAUGGAGAUCCUGAUGAAGAUCGUGCCAACGCUGUGUCUCUUUUUUCAAGCAGAAGCAGUGACAUCACUGACCUACUCUGACAUCAGGUUGGAGACAAAUACACCACAGGUUGAGAUUACACCUGAGGUCAGCGAGGAUGGGAGCAUAUUCAGGUUGCGCUGCCAGCAGCACGGUGUGUUCAGGUGCAGUCUGACAGGCCUGGUGUUGGAGGGAUUUGGUGACGUGGUGUAUGAGAUGGUUCCCUGGGAUGUGGACUUCCUGUCCUCUAAAGGGCUGCAGGUGGCAGGAGCUCUGUUCAGGUUCCACCUGCUGACUGGGAGCUUCCAGCGACUCCACCUGCCGCAUUGCCAGCUGCUCUCAGAUGGUGGUCAGCACUUCCUAUCUGUAGCUCAUGUCACUGGGGAAUGUGUGGACUUUAUCACUCCAGGUCAGGUGACCGAUAGUCAUGUGACAGUUGAUAUCUCGGGCUUCUCGUGCUUUGGUCUGGUGACCCCAGCGCCCAGUGACCAAAUUGCUGGCCUGGUGUUGAUCUUCUCUCAACCCACAAAUUCCACACUGUUUGUCCUGCUGCUGCCCAGGAAUGUCUGCCUCACUCAGGUGAGAAAAGAGUGGAAGCGGCGGAUUGGGGCUGAGUACGUCGAAGCUAUUCCUGACUGCGAACUGAUCCCAAAUCACACAUACAAACUGAUUGGAGAGCCCGUCACAGUCAUCCAGCCAGAGAUAUCAAAGUUCGUGAACUUCAGAGACUACAACAACUUCCUGCCGUCAUUCCAGGUGCAGCUGAAGGCUGGAGCCACACAAGUGAGGCUGCAGCUCAGGAGUCAUGUGGCUGGAUCCCAUCUGAUCGGCUGGCUGUUUGGCAACAAAGAGUGUGAGGUCUGGGCCCGAGACAUCCAGCUAAAAGUGAAGGUGCUGGACUUGCAGGACGAAGAUGCGACCCUGCAGCUGCUGCAGAUGCUCAACCGUCUCGGUUCAGAGGAUCUGAAAACCUUCCAGCGCUUCCUGAGUCUCCGGACUGAUCCGAUCUCCGUCAGCCGACUGGAGGCCGCAGACAGAACCAAAACUGUUGACCUCAUGGUCCAGAAGUACCACGCCGAGGGGGCCAAGGAGGUAACUGAGGAGAUACUGAGGAAGAUGAGCUACAACCAGCUGGCAGCUGCUCUCAACAAGAGCUGAUCAAUCAGAAAACAGAUGUUAAAUUUUUUUUAAACAUGAUUAAAUGUUUAUAAUUCUCUGUAUGAACAAGGUUCAGUGGUUUAUUUUUACAAACACCUGUUUCAAUAUUUGAGAUGAAAUUAUCUAAAAGAUUUUUUUAAAAUAAAAAGAGAGAAACUCUUAAAGUGACAACAACCACAUUUCUGUUUGAAUUUCCAAAAAUGUCACAAGAUCAAGAACAGGAACACUGAUUGCAUUACAACUCCCCAGAACUAACAGGUCCGCGAACACCUCAUCAGGAAACAAAGUGUAAAAUCUCACCUAUAAAUGUCAGCAGAUUGUUUCUUUUCUGAUCACAUUAAGUAACUAUGACAGUAUUGCAAAUAACUUGUUUAUGCACAUUUUCAUGUGUUAGAGCCCCAGCUUCAUUUCAGGAGAUGAGAUGAGAUCGUGGUGGCAUUGUCCCUUUCAUGUUUUUGUUUCUUUAAUGAUAAAACAUAGAUUUGAUCCUUGAUAUCUUCAGUUUGAAAUGCAGAUAGGAAUUAAAAUGCCCGUCCACAGCAUGCCAAUGCCUACCAUUUCUGUUCUCCUCCACCUCUGGUAUGGGGCCAGUCUAUAAUCGCUGUGCUGAUUAGGCAGAACAGAAAUCACUGUAUUCAAGAUGGUUGGGCAACAUGGCAGCUGUUAUCUAUUUUUAAUACAUUAAUGAUAAGUUCAUGAGGGUUCCUCAAUUGUUGGAAGAUGUAGCUACUCACUAAUCAAUGUAUAUUUAUGAGUACAGUAUUUUCUUCUAUUAAAAUAAAGAAAAAAAAUGACUGAGUAUACCCUUCAUCACAUCUGCAGAUGACAUUUUGUGUUAGUUUAGUGUAAAUGCUAGAAAACAAAGGAAACUGUUAGCAUAGGUGCAUACUUUCUACAUGCAUGCUCUUGUGGCUAAGACGUCUUAUACUGGUUUAAGCCAAGGUGUAUGGCAGCUUUAUGUCGUUGCAAUACCUUUUACAGCAUUAAGAGGUAUUGUUAUUGUAAUCACUGAUGGAUGC